Messenger RNA from Lactuca saligna, 480 nucleotides. Lineage: Eukaryota; Viridiplantae; Streptophyta; Magnoliopsida; Asterales; Asteraceae. The record is from the annotation of a GenBank genome assembly.
AUGAAUAAUGAAGCGAAUUCUCAAUUUGAUCUUCCUAUUACUCCCAGGGCCUUUCUGUUUCGGUGUUUUGACAAGAUAGAAAAUGCGUUAAUUUUGAACAAAUCGGUGAAUCUGAAACUCUUCAAUUUCUACUUGAAGUAUGCCAAGCCUCAGUAUCAGACAUGGAGCUUAAAAAAGAUUAUCGGGUUGAAGGUUUGCUCGAUUGUGCCUACUGAAGAUUUUAGAAACAUAAGGUUCAAGGGAUUUCAGGGAAAAGAUAAAAUUUUGGAUGAAUUCACUUUGGAUGCUCAUCUACUACAUUCAAGAAAUAGCGAAAAUGGAUGUAGAGAUUGUGGCAGUUCUAAAGAAAAUGUCGCUUAUGAAGCCAGAAGAGGAACCGAAGGAUCUUUAGAAGCAAUGGCUAGGAGUUAUCCAAAAGGAGCACUGGAGCCUUGUUUAUCAGAGAAAGGAGCUCUGAAGACUAUACUUGCUAUGGCCUAA